Molecule: messenger RNA, 4213 nt
Organism: Zalophus californianus (California sea lion)
Lineage: Eukaryota; Metazoa; Chordata; Mammalia; Carnivora; Otariidae
Gene: DZIP1L
Product: DAZ interacting zinc finger protein 1 like
Exons: 19
Coding region: 180-3467 (1095 amino acids)
Biological process (GO): cilium assembly
Cellular component (GO): cytoplasm; ciliary basal body
Source: RefSeq, a predicted model, not a curated record
GGAUAUCAGAACAACUCUUUUGAGAUUACCUGUGGGUCCUCGGGAACUCAGGCUCGGUACCAGCAGGGGCCCUCUGUGCCCCUCCAACUUCUUAAUACCUCGCAAGUGUAUCAGGACACCAUUGAAAACAUUGGCUGUAUUACCAAGGCUUUAACUGGAAUGUCAUAUUUGAGAAACACAUGCAUAGACUCAGAUAUGACUGGAGAGCUUUAAGGAGUGAAGGUUGGCUUUAUGGAGUCAAUAAAGCCCCUUGGAAAUACUGGCCUGAUACUUUGCUUAUAGAGUUCCCAGGAGCCUUACAAGGAGCAGGCCAGGAGAGAGACGGAGACAUGCUGAAGGAGCUCCAGCAUUCCCUCUUGGUCAUCCUGUUGCUUGUCUGUGUCUUCUUCUACCAGCUGAAUGUGAAGUCCCGCUGUCUCUUCUCCUGCCUUCCUCCCCAAAAGUCCCAGCAGGACCUGGAAACCCUCCUGGGCCAUGGGCGCGGCAUUGUGUUCAUAGAGACCUCGGAGAGAAUGGAGCCAACUCCUCUGGUCUCUUGUGCUGUGGAGUCUGCUGCCAAGAUUUAUCCUGGGCAGCCCGUGGCGUUCUUCAUGAAGGGUCUCUAUGACACCACACGGCUGCCCUCAAACGCCACUUACCCAGGCUUUUCCCUCCUCUCAGCAAUAGACAAUGUUUUCUUCUUCCCUUUGGAUAUGAAAAGGCUGUUUGAAGACACACCGUUGCUUUCAUGGUACACUCGCAUCAAUGCCAGCGUAGAGAGCAACUGGCUCCACGUCAGCUCAGAUGCGUCCCGCCUGGCCAUCAUCUGGAAGUAUGGCGGCAUCUACAUGGAUACUGAUGUCAUCUCCAUCAGGCCCAUCCGUGAGGAGAACUUUCUGGCUGCACAGUCUUCUCGGUACUCUAGUAAUGGGGUGUUUGGGUUCCUCCCCCACCACCCCUUCCUGUGGGAGUGCAUGGAAAACUUUGUUGAACACUACAAUUCAAAAAUUUGGGGCAACCAGGGUCCCGGUUUGAUGACGAGGAUGUUGAGACUGUGGUGCAAACUUGGAGACUUCCAGGAGGCCCUCUCUCAGCUCCUGUGCCUGCUGCCGUGGCCUUGGUGGCACCCUCCCUCCGUGGUCGGUCCAAGGCUUCCUCCGCCCAUGCAGUCCCCGGCUACCCCCGCUGAAGGCCUCAGUAGCUCCCUCUUUGGGGCCUACCCGCUCCCUACCUUCAAGUUCCAGCCUCGCUCUGAGAGCGUGGACUGGAGGCGCAUUAGCGCCCUGGACGUGGACCGCGUGGCGCGGGAGCUGGACGUGGCCACUCUGCAGGAGAACAUCACUGGGGUCACCUUCUGCAAUUUGGACCGGGAGGCGUGCAGCCGCUGUGGGCAGCCCGUGGACCCGGUGCUGCUCAAGGUGCUGCGCUUGGCCCAGCUCAUCAUCGAGUACCUGCUGCACUGCCAGGAUUGCUUGAGUGCCAACAUCGCCCAGCUGGAGGCCCGGCUGCAGGCCAGCCUGGGCCAGCAGCAGCUUGGCCAGCAAGAGCUGGGUCGCCAGGCUGAUGAGCUCAAGGGCGUGAGAGAGGAGAGCCGCCGGCGUCGCAAGAUGAUCGGCACCUUGCAGCAGCUGCUCCUGCAGACAGGGGCCCACAGCUACCACGCGUGCCACCUGUGUGACAAAACAUUCAUGAAUGCCACCUUUCUCCGGGGCCACAUCCAGCGCCGGCAUGCAGGUGCGGCAGAAGGAGGGAAGCAGAAGAAGCAGGAACAACCAGUGGAGGAGGUGUUGGAAGAGCUGCGGGCCAAGCUAAAAUGGACCCAAGGGGAGCUGGAAGCCCAGAGGGAGGCGGAGAGGCAGCGGCAGUUGCAGGAAGCAGAGAUCACCCGUCAGAAGGAAACAGAAGCUAAGAAAGAAUUUGAUGAAUGGAAAGAAAAAGAGCGGGCCAAGCUAUAUGAGGAAAUAGACAAGCUAAAAAAAUUAUUUUGGGAUGAAUUUAAAAGUGUUGCCAACCACAACUCUACAUUAGAAGAGAAACUGCAGGCGCUGCAGUCCCACAGUGUGGUGGAGUCCAAUCUCGGGUCACUGCGGGAUGAGGAGUCUGAGGAGCGACUCAGGCAGACUCAGGAGCUCCGGGCCCUGAGGGAGAAGUUGGACAUUCAGAAAGCAGAAUGGAAGAGAAAGAUGAAGGAACUUCAGGGAGAGCAUGCAGCUCAGAAGCGAGAGCUGCAGGAGCAGAACGAGAGGCUCCAGGCCUCCCUGUCUCAGGAUCAGAGGAAAGCAGCUGCCCAGUCCCAGCGCCAGAUCAGUGCUCUCCGCGCCCAGCUCCAGGAACAAGCCAGGCUCAUCGCCUCCCAGGAGGAGAUGAUCCAGACCAUGUCUCUCAGGAAGGAGGAGGGGACCUGCAAGGGCCCAAAGGCUGUGGACAUGGAAGAGGACUCUUCUGAGGAAGAUCUGGAGGACUCCCGAGAUGGACAGCAGAAGGUGCUGGCUGCUCUGAGGCGAAACCCCACCCUGCUGAAGCAGUUCAGGCCAAUCCUGGAGGACUCCCUGGAAGAGAAACUGGAAAGCAUGGGGAUAAAGAGAGAUGCAAAGGGAAUCCCCUUUCAAACCCUCAGACACCUUGAGUCCCUCCUGAGAGCCCAGCGGGAGCAGAAGGCACGGAGGUUUUCUGAAUUUCUGAGUCUGAGGGAAAAGCUUGUCAAGGAAGCCACCAGCAGAGUGAAGGAGAGACAGAGAAGCAGGGCCCUGGCGUCCCAGCCAGACACCAAGGCUCCAGUCAAAAGCCAGCAGAACCCACUGGUCAUCAAAGAAGCCCAGCCAAAGGCCAGGACCCUGCAUGUGGCGUUGCCAUCCAAGCCAGCAGAGCCACCCACGAUGACUCUUCAGAGCCGCGGCAGCCAUGGCCCUGGCCUGGCUCACAUGCCCACCCCUGCUCCACGUCCCAGAGCACAUGGACCCUCCGGCACCCCUGCUGCCCCAGGGCCUGGGCUGAGUACGCCCCCGUUCAGUUCUGAAGAGGACUUGGAGGAGGGACAUUCGGUGCAGCGGACAUCUCUCCAGCCCCCAAAAGGCCCUUCCAGGAUGGGGCCCCGGCCAGAGGAUGACUGGGGCUGGUCUGACACCGAGAGCUCAGAGGGGAGUGCCCAGCCCCCUGACAAGGGCUCAGGUGGGCUGGCUUCCUCAGGAACACUGGUGCAGUCACUGGUCAAAAACCUUGAGAAGCAGCUAGAGACUCCAGUGAAGAAGCCUGCUGGAGGGGUCAGUCUGUUCCUAAUGCCCAACGCUGGGCCCCAGAGGGCUGCCGUGCCAGGAAAGAAGCCUCAGCUUUCUGAUGAUGAGAGUGACUUGGAGAUCUCUUCCUUGGAAGAUCUCCCCCCGGACCUGGGCCAGAGAGAAAAACCAAAGCCUCUGUCUCGCUCAAAGCCGCCGGAGGAGUUUGGCGCCAGUCCGUGGAGCCCUGGCCGAUCCAGGGUCCCUGGUUGGUGAUCCUGCCCCGGAGCCUGGCUGAGGCCAGCUCAGGACUCCCCGAACAGAUGAGGCUGCUGGGCCUCUUGUCUUCGUCAGUAACCAAGAGAUCUUCUCCUUUGCAGAGAAGCAGAGCAGAAGGUGGAUAUAAUUUCUUCCGCCUGUGAGGGAUUGUGCUUCCAGAGCGCCGGGGGUGCCUGGCUGGGUGCUCCUGGGUCCCAUGGCUUGAGAAAGGGUUAUAAUGAGCAGUUUCCUUUCCCACCUCCAUGUUCACUCCAGCCUGAAGGAGCCCCUUGAUCUUUAUUCACUGGCAUUUUGUAAAUCUGUGGGAACAGUGUGUAGACGAGUCUUUACCUUGCCUGAUGUCUUUUUGGGGACACAUGCCUCAGUCAGUCAUUCAGUGAUUCUCCAAAGUCAUUUACUGAGUGCUUGUUCUCCACCAGGUCCGCCUCUCCCUGCCAAAUUGGGGUGCUGGCAGAGGUGAUGGGGGCAGAAGUACAGGGUAGUAAUCUAGUGACAGAGAUUAGGGUGCUAUGGGAGCAUAGCAUGGGCCACCCAGUGCAGUCAGGGGUGAUCCUGGAGAGAGUCUCAGAGCUGAUGUCUGGUUGUGCUUGCUCAGGGGCAGGAGGGAAGGAGAGCCACCUGGCUGGGGCCUCGUGCUCAAAGGACCACAAAUUUAAUUUUUGAUAUUAUCUCCAAAGUUAGGUUAUAUAUGCAGCCACUGUAUUUUUUUUAAUGUGAAAAGCUUAAUUUAUUAUAUGUGAAUA